AUGUUACCAAUUCACGUUGCAGCUGAGCACGGCCACAAAGAUAUGGUGGAGUACCUUUACGAAGUCACCAAAGAUGAAUUAACAGAAAAGGAUCGCAUCGAAUUGAUUCGCAAUCUCAUCAGUAGAGCUGAUUUGUUUGAUGAGGCGCUGCAGUUGCUAAAGGAACACCCAAAAUUAGCCAUGGAUAAUUUAGGGUAUGAGUGGAGGAGGGAGACAGCAUUGCAUAUCUUGGCUGGAACACCUAUGAUGCCUCCUAACUUAGCCAAUCAAAAUCAGCAAGGAAUUUUGAAGAGAUACUUCAACAUAUUUCCAACAUUUGUUGCUGUUAUCAAUUUUACAACAGCAGUUUCCGAUAGCGACAAGUUGCCCGCCCAUGAAAAGCUAUCCCCACAAACAAAGGAACUACUCCAUCUCCUUUUGAAAAAUGUAGAUUAUGGUGACACCUGGAUUGAUGAAGUAAUAAAUGUUGCUGUCGCACAAGACAACAUCGAACUUUUAAGCAUGAUUAUUUGUCAUUAUCCAGAGUUGAUAUGCAAAGUUGACGGAGAUACAGAUACAUGUGGCCGAAUAUUUUGUAAUGCUGUUUGGAAACGUCGGAAGGAUAUCUUCAAACUGCUCAAAAAAAAUGUACGCCCACGAUUUCAGAGAAAAUUACUUCAAAAAGUACACCAGUACAAAGAUGACGCGGGUAACAAUAUCUUGCAUUACGCUGGAAUGUCGCCUCCAUCAGAUAAGCUCGAUACUAUUUCAGGAGUAGCUUUUCAGCUGCAGCAGGAGUUAUUAUGGUUUCAGAUUGUGAAUCCAUUGGUUGCGGAAGCUAAAAAUGAAAAAAGUCAAACUCCUAAAGCUUUAUUUAGUGAGGAGCACAAACAGUUGAAGGAAAAGGGGGAGAAAUGGAUGAAGGAUACUGCAAAUUCAUGCAUGAUUGUGGCAACCCUUAUUGCCACUGUGGUUUUUGCUGCAGCUUUCACAGUACCUGGUGGUAUCAAAGAAGAGUCGGGGACGCCUCAUUUUGCUCACAAACUUUCUUUCAAAAUUUUUGUCAUAUCAGAUGCAAUAUCUCUGGUAUUAUCCGUUUAUUCAAUCCUAACCUUCUUAUCUAUUCUUACUUCUCGUUAUGCCGAAGAAGAUUUUCUUUCCAAGCUGCCUAAAAAGUUGGUGAUGGGACUCGUAACACUUUUGUUAUCAAUAGCAGCAAUGAUGGCAGUUUUUGUUACAACUGUGUUCAUUGUCUUCAAAGUUGAAAAAAUUUGGGUUCGUGUUCUUCUUUGUUUGAUUGCUUCUUUACCUGUCAUCGAGUUAGCGAAGCAAAGCUGUCCACUCCUGUUUGAUGUUGUGCGUUUAAUGUUUAAAAGAAGUUUUCUUUUCGAGGAUAAAUUUUGGAACUGGCUUAAGGCAAAAUACAUGUACUUUGGGUAUGUACGCCGAAGAUGUUACCGGCGCUGUCGUAAUUCUUUCUGGUCAAUCCGCCACACGGUUCCUGUUAGUAAGGGUACGAAAAUGUAA
This is a messenger RNA of Pistacia vera, 1506 nucleotides long. RefSeq names its product ankyrin repeat-containing protein At5g02620-like. Lineage: Eukaryota; Viridiplantae; Streptophyta; Magnoliopsida; Sapindales; Anacardiaceae. The transcript has 4 exons. The record is from RefSeq and is a predicted model, not a curated record. The coding region runs from base 1 to 1506 and encodes 501 amino acids.